Molecule: messenger RNA, 2612 nt
Organism: Solea senegalensis (Senegalese sole)
Lineage: Eukaryota; Metazoa; Chordata; Actinopteri; Pleuronectiformes; Soleidae
Gene: bdh1
Product: 3-hydroxybutyrate dehydrogenase, type 1
Exons: 5
Coding region: 234-1319 (361 amino acids)
Source: RefSeq, a predicted model, not a curated record
AUUCAUUUUUAUUAAAUAUAAGCUUAGAGAGGUUUUACGUGACAGUUUGGAAACGUUACUAUUACAUGUUUGUGAAGGGAAGAACGCUAAAGGACUCACUCACUUACUUUUAUUUAUUUAUUUAUUUAUUUUUUAAUAACGUGUGCUAGGAGUGGGCGUAUUUGGCCGUGACCUCAGAGCGGAUAAUGUGACAGCUCCGUUCGCCAGGAAUGUAAACGCACACCGCCGUCAACAUGGCCUCGGUGUCCACGCUCCGAGCGGCUCUGCUCGUGUCUUUCUCCGUGUUGCUCACGCUGUUGCUGGGCUUCGGACUCCCCGCGCUGCUGAACUCCGUGAUGAGGAUGUUCGGUUUACCGGAGAGCAGCGUCACCGAGUGCAUAGUCGUGCUCUAUUUGGCGUUUGUGCUGUCUGUCGCGACACCAAGAAUUCCCAGAGGAUUUGUGGAGGUGAACGGGAAAGCUGUGUUUAUUACAGGCUGCGACAGUGGGUUUGGACAUGCACUCGCCAAACAUUUGCACAGUCUGGGCUUCACCGUCUUCGCUGGGUGUCUUUUAAAGGACGAAGGUGGAGAAGGUGCAAAGGAGCUGGAAGAGUUUCAUUCAGAUCGAAUGAAGGUGGUGCAGCUGGACGUCCGCAGCGAGGAGCAGGUGAACCAGGCCGUCGAAUAUGUUCAAGAAAACCUCCAGGACUCUGAAAGAGGUCUGUGGGCCGUGGUGAACAACGCCGGCGUGUCGACCUUCGGGGAAGUGGAGUUCACCUCCCUGGACACCUACAAGCAGGUGUCAGAGGUCAACCUGUGGGGCACCAUCAGGGUCACCAAAGCUGUGCUGCCUUUAAUCCGCAGAGCCAAAGGUCGCGUCGUGAACAUGGUCAGCUUGUACGGGAGGAUGGGAAACGUGAUGCGCUCGGCUUACUGCGUGUCCGAAUACGGCUUGGAAGCUUUCUCCGACUGCCUGCGCUACGAGAUGAAGACCUGGGGAGUGAAGGUGUCCAUCAUCGAGCCGGGAAACUUCAUCAUGGCCACAGGCAUCAUGACGCGUGAAUUUGUGGCCAGUGAGACCAACAAGCUGUGGAACGAGGCGCCCGCGUCUGUGAAGGAGGAUUAUGGGAAAGCACACUUUGAGCAUCACAUGGCUCAGAUGCGUUCUUUCUGCAACAGCGGCGGUAAGGACGUGGGCCCCGUUGUGGAUGACAUCACCGACGCCAUUAUGUCCAAACGCCCUUACACGCGCUACAACCCCACAGAGCCACACUGGUGGAUCAGAGCGCAACUGAUGACCCACCUGCCCGCCGCCAUAUCUGACCUGCUCUACUUCUAAAAAACAAAAAGGAGGAGCUUUUCCUCACGUUAGAUUCUCCUUUUCCACACUGUCAUUUUAACAGGACGAAAUCUCUGCCAGAACCAGACUCAAAGACGUGCGGCCAUCUGCCUUGACCGGUUGCGGUGAAAGGAAAAAUGAGGGGGAGAAAGUGAAAGACAGAAAAAAAGAGACAAGAAGCAGAUAUAUGUAGAGUCAUAACAAGUUAUAGGUUUAGACACAACACUUCUGAAUCAGUUAUGACAUGUUAAAGUACUACAAUGUCAUUUAGACACACAGGCGAUCAUAAUACUACAUUAGCAAUACCACUACUGCUACUGUUAUUAUUAAUAAUAAUAAUAAUAAUGAAAAUGGACCUGGAUCCUGCAAGAUGAGGACAGAGAGAAGAGUCAGGAAUGAAAGAUACACACUAGGGAGAGCAAGAACACGGUUAAUGACACGGAACAAGGUCAUAUUCAUCCCCCGAAUGUUACAACACUAGAGUGACCAUAUGUUAUAAUUAUUUCUUAUCAUUAACACCUUCAGAAAAACACUGAAAACACACAUUUCUAGUGGUGAACGUGAGACCUAACUUUACACUCCAACAAUAGCACGACAGCCCUGGUUCUCCCGCGAUAUCAUGUCAACAAAUAUCUGCUGUGAAAGAGGGUCUAUGAUGUCAGGACAUGCCGUGCGAGUUAAACUCGUUGACGACUUUCCGUCACAUCGUUCCAAUCCAAAUGUCCACGAUCAGAGAAUCCGACGGACAUAAAAACAAGCAGACGUUUGCAGAGUUGUGUACGUGCGUCGCACUUCACAGAAACAUAAGACUCUGCAACAUCUUUCCUCAGCACUUGAAAUUCACUGAUAAAGCCUUAAAACUUUUGCAAAAAACAUAACUGCUGCACUUUUCUACAUCUUACAGACACUCAUUUUAUAGUAGUAUUCACUCCUUGUCUUUAAAAUUUGCUGCGACAUUAUACUUUUUAAAAACGUGUGUUUUUAUGUUGCCUCAUGGGAACAUGGGAAUCUUCUGGGGCCCCCCACACUGGCACGAGGACCAGAGCUCGACAGAAACUGCCCCCUCCCCCCCCGCUGUUCUGUUGUGACAGCCUCCGGAACAAACUGAGGUCAGUUACUGUAAGUCUGUGGUGAGAUUUGGCUCGACUCACCGUCAAUGUUGCGCAACAGCAACACAAUCACACUUUGUCCCACACGCUUCGCAUUACUCCCACAGUGGGUUUGAUUGAAGUGAUUAAUGAGCAUUUUUGUUGUUGUUUUGUAUGAGCAAUAAUGUGUAUGAAAAGUGUUUUA